GAAAAAAAUUAUGACAUCUCAGAAAUUAAAUACAAACACAAAGAAUCUUUAAAAAAUUUGAUGUAUCAAAAUUAUGAUUUGUUCCAAAUACCUGAUUUCUUGUAUUAUUAUGAUACGUUUUUAAAAAAUGGGUUCAAAAUAGACCUAAAUCACAGAGAAUAUAAUUUUUUAACUCUCAGAGACAUGAUAGCAAUCUCCCAUGAUUUCGCUUCGAAAUCAUCUGGAUACAUAUUCCAAACAGAUAAUGAAGACAAUUUAGAAGGAACAUCAAACAUGCAAUUACAUUCUGAUGAAACAUUUUUUAAUUGGGCUCAAGAAGUUUUUAAUGUUGUCGAUGGCCUUACCCCAGAAAAAGCAAACCUAAUUGCUGAAAAAAUUAAAUUAGAAAAUGUUUUUGAAACCAGAAAAUGCAUGAAUAAACCUUUAACAAAAAUUGAGAUGCAAUGGUUAUGUAUUAUAAUCGGAAGACAUUUAAAAUUUAACAUUAAUAAAAUUUAUUUUAGAGUAUUAGAAGAUCCUUAUUUUAUAUUUAAGGUUCUUUAUUACUUAGCAAUAACUAUAGUGGCUGUCUUAGAAGAUUCCUCAUAUUUAGAUAUAGACAAAGUUGAAAAAGAAUUAAUUAAAGAAGUAGAAACUCUUCCUGAAGAUGUUUCAGUAAUUGAUCACUCUAAAGCUUCUAUUGAUAAAAGCAUUUUUGUCAAAGAUAAUAUUGUUACUUUUGACCAAUUUAUAAGAUAUCGAAUUGAAAGUUUAGAACAAUUCAUUAAUUGUUUUGAAAAUCAAGAAAAAAUACCUAUUUCUAGGCUUAGAGAAGAACAGAAUAAUUAUCAAAGUCAUAUAAAAUUUUUAGAAAACCAAAUAAAAGAUUUGGAAGCAAGGAAUCAUGAAAAAGAAAUUAAUUUGGAUGAAAAAAUUAAUAUUAAGAUAAAAGAACUAAUUCAAUUAGAUAAUAAAAAAGAUAAGAAGACAAAAGAACUAAUUCAAUUAGAAAAUAAAAAAGAUAAGAAGACAAAAGAACUAAUUCAACUAAAUAUUGAAAUAGGCAAUAAAAAAAAAGAACUAAUUGAAUUAAACGAAGAAUUCGAUCUAACAAAAAAAAAUUUGAAGAUUAGUAAAUCGGCAAUGAAAAUAAAUGAGUAUCAUGUUGAAAAUGACAUUAUUAGAGAAUCUACAGAAAAUUAUGAUUUUGAAUUAGCAGUCAAAGAAAUCCGAAAUGAAAUUGACAUAAAAAUCGAUUCAUUGAAUCAAAAAAUACAGGUGAAUGUUUUAGAAAUGAAAAAAAUUAUAAAUGAUCAGAACACUAGAUGGUUUAAAGAAUUUUAUAAAGACUUUAAUCUACUGAACAAGAAAGUUCAAAACAUUGAUCUAGAAAUUCACAAAAUAAAAAAUCAACAAAAAUACAUAAUAUUAACACUAAUAGGUUUGUACUUUGACUUAUAUCUUCAAAUUUAA
Dentiscutata heterogama is the source of this 1452-nucleotide messenger RNA. NCBI's taxonomy places the organism in Eukaryota, Fungi, Glomeromycota, Glomeromycetes, Diversisporales, Gigasporaceae. The record is from the annotation of a GenBank genome assembly.